AUGCCCAACAACGCCGAGGGAACGACGGAUCCAACCACACCAAUCUCUCCAUCUUUCGCUCGCCCUUAUCGCUCCCAUAAGGUUCCCGCCUGCGACUUCUGUCGUAAGCGGAGAAGUCGAUGCACUCAGGAGGUCGCCGAUCAACCAUGUCUUUUAUGUCGCAUGCAUGGCGCAACAUGCACUAGGGCAAGCAGCAGGCCUGGGCCUGCAAAGAGGAGACGUCUGGCAGUUGAUAAUGCACCCCAGGAUCCCCAAGAACCGCAACAGAGGCCCUCUCCGCCGCCCACGACGGAAUCUGCCAGCUACGCUGAGAGCACCCAUCAACAUCCUAGCGCUAGAGAUCGGUCUACAGCGACCCCUGUAUUCUCUCAGAACGAUGCGUCCAAUCAAUCUGGCCACAUCGUGGGGCCAGUAAUGGCUCGCGACGCUCAGGUCCUAGAGCGAUGUAUGUCAUCUAUCCCAAACUCGGCAGUUUCCUAUGCUCGGCCCAACCCAUACAGUGUUUACUCCGACGAUACCCGCAACCCGGUCAUAUACAUGAAAGUUCCAAGACAGAGAAAUAUUGCACCUUCUGGAAAUGGUACGGCAGGAUUCAGGCAGUUUGAAGCCAUGGAGAAAGUUGUCGAGCCGCUGGGGCCUGAGCUAUGCAGCGUCUACUUCAACAACAUCCAUCCACCAUUCCCGAUUCUAGAUGAGCAGACGGUCUUGAAGGCCUAUCAGCAAGAUGGCCUCCCGUAUGCCCUUGCAUGUGAAAUAUACGCGUGCUCGCUGCUACUCUGGAAAUCAUCACCAAAAAUUGCAGCCUCUAACCGUCCGGUCCCAGACAUAAGAUACAUGUGGAAUCUGACGGUUAGUGCGAUGAACGAUGAUUUUCUGAGCCCAAACUUCUCGACGAUCUUGGCUUGCAUACUGGAUCUCCUGGGACGUCCAAUUACCUCUAUUACAUAUAACGCGGUUAAUGUCGGCCGUGUUGUCGCCCUAUCGCAGAGCUUAGGGUUAAACCGUAAUCCUUCCACCUGGGGCGUGGACUCACGUCAGAAGAGCUUACGAAUUCGAACUUGGUGGGGUAUUCUGAUACAUGAUCAAUGGGCGAGCCUCUCACAUGGUACCCCGCCCCAUAUCCACAAGUCCGUUUGGGAUGUGCCGUUGCCGGACUCAGACUCGCUUAUGGUGAGCAUUACACCUGGCGAAGUCUUUCCACCCGACGCUCGAGUUCAAGGAGCCCACUCUUUCAUUGCUCUUUGUUCUCUAACCACUCUCCUCGGACAAAUUCUUCCCCUAAUCUACGUCCUGGAGGUUCAGCCCCUAGAGGCAUCGUUCAGGGCACUCCGACGCCACGAAACAGCACUCAACGAAUGGGAAGAAGGCCUUCCGUCAUGGCUUCGUCCCAGCUCUCCGGUCUUCGAGCGGAAAGCAGCAGGAGCACUAAAUCUCCAGCUCUCAUUCUUAGCUGUGAAACUGUGUCUUUCUAGGAUUGCGCUGCUGGAGAUACACCGAUCGAAUGAGUCUCCCGCGGAGGAGGAUAAAUUAUACUACCGAUCUAGAUGCCGGAAGGCCGCAAGAACUGUGAUUGAUUUUACAGUUAAUCUCGCUAGAGAUGAAUUGCAUGCUUUCUGGCUACCGUAUACAGCCUAUCACUUUACCUCAGCGGCGACACUAACGCUCCGGUGCGCACUGGAAGCUGAAAAUGCAGACACUGCGCAAGAAUGCAUAGCAAGUGCAAAGAAACUAAUUGACUUUCUUCGCCGCAUCAAGAACGAGGUCAACUGGGAUCUCGCCGAUAUCUGCCUAGGACAAUGUGAGGCUGUCGUUGAGAAGUUGUGCGAUACAGAGUACCUUGAGAUGUGGCGGAAGAACCCUCAUCCGCAUUCCCAGGGUGAAUAUGCCUUGGAUAGAACACAGCCGGGACAUGGAGUCAACGCUCCGUCAUUCCAUUUCGCAGCUCACAACAAUGUACCAAAUCCAGAAGGCCAGGACGAGUUCAUUAUUCAACAAGCACAGACAAAUCAAGCCAUGGCAGAUGAUAUUGGAAUCAAUGGGAUUGGGGAUCCUAGCUUUCUUCAGACGUUCAUGACCUUCGGAUCUAUGCCAGGCUUGAUGGCAGAGUCACCCCCAUUUCCUGACCUCUGGCAAAUGCCGUACAUGGACGAGUAUGGUUCUCGUGGACUUUAGUCCUCUGAUAAGGCCCACACUUGCCUAGUCAAUCAGUGGAGAUUGUAUCCUUAUAGAUUCUCCUGGAAGA
Messenger RNA from Aspergillus nidulans FGSC A4, 2242 nucleotides. Its product is annotated as Zn(II)2Cys6 transcription factor. The record is from RefSeq and is a predicted model, not a curated record. The transcript has 3 exons. Gene Ontology annotation, molecular function: DNA-binding transcription factor activity, RNA polymerase II-specific; zinc ion binding; DNA binding. NCBI's taxonomy places the organism in Eukaryota, Fungi, Ascomycota, Eurotiomycetes, Eurotiales, Aspergillaceae. Gene Ontology annotation, cellular component: nucleus. Gene Ontology annotation, biological process: DNA-templated transcription; regulation of DNA-templated transcription; regulation of transcription by RNA polymerase II. The coding region runs from base 1 to 2172 and encodes 723 amino acids.